AUGAACCUGAUUUUUCACGAUGUGCUGGGGGGCAUUCUCGAAGUAUAUAUCGAUGCUGUGGUGGACAAGUCUAAGAAGAAAGAGGAUCACAUUGACAAUUUGUGGACAGUGUUCACCAGGAUGAGAAAGCACAAGCUCAAGAUGAACCCGGCUAAAUGCAUAUUCGGGGUUCGAGCAAGAGACUUCUUGGGUUUCAUAGUGCAUGAAAGAGGUAUUGAGGUCGCGGAAGAUAAGGCUAAAGCAGUUCUAGACACGCCAGCACCAAGGAACAAGAAGGAACUUCAGAGACUCUUAGCACAAGAUGGUGAUGGAGAGGGGGGCAAGAAGAUUGAGCAUGCAGUUUAUUACUUUAGCCGAAUCUUAUUAGAUGCCGAAACUAGAUACUCGCCGAUUGAGAGGUUGUGUUUAGCUUUGUACUUCGCCGGUACUAAGCUCCGCCAUUACAUGCUGUCCUUCACUACAGUGGUGGUGGUGCAAACCGAUUUAGUGAAGUAUAUGCUUACCAGACCUAUGCUUCGAGGUCGGAUUGGUAAGUGGAUCUUGGCAUUAUCCGAGUUUUCUUUACAGUAUACACCCUUAAAGGCGCUCACAGGACAAGCAGUGUCCGACUUUUUCUUGCAUCAUCCUAUUACGGAGGACAUUGAAGACCAGAACGUGGUUGUUUCCUUCGUUCACACUCAGCCUUGGGUUCAGUACUUCGAUGGAAGCAGCACUGAUCAUUUUUUCAGAGUGGGUGUUGCAUUAGUUAAUCCUUCCGGAGCCAGACAUUGUUACUCUUUUCAGCUCGAAUGGAAGUGCACGAACAAUCAGGCAGAAUAUGAGGCCAUCAUCAUUGGCCUGGAGUUGUUGCUUGAUCUGGAGGUCACUGAGGUAGAGAUAUUAGGUGAUUCACUCCUAGUUAUUAAUGAGCUCAAGGGUGUCUAUAAGUGCAACAAUUUUACAUUACUUCCUUUUUGGGAGCGAGCAUCGGAAUUGUUAGAGCAAUUUGCAGACGUGGUGCUUAACUAUAUUCCUCGCGAACGAAAUUUCGCUGCCAAUGAAUUAACACAGCUGGCUACGGGCAUUCGCUUGGUAGAUGGCGUUCGCGAGAGGAUUUUGAAGGUUCAGAGACACACAUUACCUUCCUUUAUGGCAAGGAAAGAGGUUAACGAUGAAUGGUUGGUAGCGGUUAUUGAUCUCAUUGAUGUUGAUUGGCGACAACUAAUUAUCCAGUACCUCAAUGAUCCUUCUGCACUGGUGGACAAGAAAGAGGUUAACGAUGAAUGGUUGGUAGCGGUUAUUGAUCUCAUUGAUGUUGAUUGGCGACAACUAAUUAUCCAGUACCUCAAUGAUCCUUCUGCACUGGUGGACAAGGCAGAAGAUGGCUUGUACCUGCGAUGCAUCUAUGGAGCUGAGGCUAAAAGGUGCUUACGCGAGGUUCAUUGUGGCAAUUGUGGUUCUCACCAAGCCGGUCCAAAGAUGCGGUGGCUCAUUCGCCGAUAUGGUUUUUAUUGGCCUACCAUGCUCAAGGACUGCAUCAGCUUCGCGCAGGGUUGCAUCGAGUGUCAAAUGCAUGUGCCAGUCCAGCAUGUGCCUGAUGUUCCUCUACAACCAAUCAUUAAGCCUUGGCCCGGUCGCGGUUGGGCUCUAGACUUUAUUGGGAAAAUUCAUCCCAAUUCUUACUUACAACACAAGCACAUUCUACUGGCUACAGAUUUCUUCACCAAGUGGGUCGAGGCCAUACCAGUCAGGACGACAUCUUCAGAGGUGAUCACCGACUUCAUCUUCAAAUUUAUUAUCACCAGGUACGGCAUUCCAGAGUGUUUGGUGGCAGACAGGGGGGCAGGUUUCAUGGCUGAGAAGACCCAGAAGUUCUUAACCGGCUAUGGGAUAAAGUUUAUGCAUUCUAGUCCUUAUUAUGCACAAGCGAACGGCCAGGCAGAAGCUAGCAACCGCGUCAUUAUGUCUAUACUCAAACGAAUGUUGGAUGCAAAUCCGCGAUCUUGGCACACAGAGUUGAAUCACACAUUAUGGGCUUAUAAAACCUCCAAACGUACUCCAACUGGUACUACACUUUAUGCGUUGAUGUAUGGGCAUGAUGCGGUACUUCCUAUGGAAAUUAAUGUUCAGUCCCUAAGGGUUUGCGAACAACAUCAGUUGAUUGGUGAGGACUAUGUUCAAGCUAUGUUUCAAGAACAUGAGGACUUGGACUUUCGCCGGAUGGAAGCUCUCGACAGCCUUAUUGCCGAAAAGAAAAAGAUAGCACGACUUUAUGACAAACGCACGAGAGGACGCAGCUUCGGAGUUGGGGACUUAGUUUGGAAAGUCUGUUUGCCUUAUGGUGAGCGAGUUGAUGGUCGCGGUAAAUGGUUUGCUAAGUGGGAAGGUCCUUUUGUGAUUGAUCGAGUAAUGGGCAAAGGCGGCUACUACCUUCGUGAUACUGAUAGGAAUGUUCACAGAAAUCCCAUGAAUGGCCGCCAUCUUAAGAAGUACUUUCCUAGUGUUUGGGAGUAUGAAGAUCCACCGGCAGCGGUGCAAGCAACAUACCUGGUGUUCGGACUUAGUGUUUCCUUGAGUUCCAUUCUUUCAACCAAGUAA
This is a messenger RNA of Argentina anserina (silverweed cinquefoil), 2577 nucleotides long. RefSeq lists its product as uncharacterized. The record is from RefSeq and is a predicted model, not a curated record. Gene Ontology annotation, molecular function: nucleic acid binding; RNA-DNA hybrid ribonuclease activity. NCBI's taxonomy places the organism in Eukaryota, Viridiplantae, Streptophyta, Magnoliopsida, Rosales, Rosaceae. The transcript has 4 exons. The coding region runs from base 1 to 2577 and encodes 858 amino acids. Gene Ontology annotation, biological process: DNA integration.